CAAUCUUUGCAAUUACUUUCUUCCAUGCCAAAAUGGUUUUAAAAAAAACUUUAUUUUCCAUAGAGAUCAUUCCUUUUGGAUAGUUGGAUGAAUUACUGACACAGAGGGUGAGCGAUGUAAUUCAUCUGCAUGCCAAAUGAGAAUACUUGGUUGACUGAUCUCUCUCUCUCUCUCUCUCUCUCUCUCUCUCUCACCAAACAAAACAAGGAAAUUCAUUGAUAGUUGGACCACUUUUGAAGAAGACAAUAGCUUGGAACUUGUUUGACUUCACUUUUCAAAGCUGUGCUCACUGUUAAUUUCCUCAACAAUGGCUUCUCAUCUCCAUCAACCGCACCAUUUCUUUAAGGUAGUUCUUGAAGAUGCUGCUCGGAGUGGCAAACUUGGGAUUCCUGCUAAAUUUGCAAGAGAUUAUGGGGAUUCUCUAUCAAACCCAGUGUUCAUUAAGGUCCCAAGUGGAAAAAUCUGGGAAUUAGAAUUGGUAAAAUGUGGUGGCAAAAUGUGGUUUCGAAAUGGUUGGCUAAACUUUGCAAAGCACUACUCGGUGGAGCCUGGACAUUUCUUGGUUUUAAGAUAUGAAGGGGGUUCCCAUUUCCAUGUCAUCAUUUCGAUCGAACUGCAACGGAGAUCGAAUAUCCAGAUGUUGAGCAAGAAGUGA
Messenger RNA from Hibiscus syriacus, 655 nucleotides. RefSeq names its product B3 domain-containing transcription factor VRN1-like. The record is from RefSeq and is a predicted model, not a curated record. Lineage: Eukaryota; Viridiplantae; Streptophyta; Magnoliopsida; Malvales; Malvaceae. The transcript has 2 exons. Bases 308 to 655 code for a protein of 115 amino acids. Gene Ontology annotation, molecular function: DNA binding.